Alligator mississippiensis (American alligator) is the source of this 1101-nucleotide messenger RNA. RefSeq names its product programmed cell death 2 like (gene PDCD2L). The coding region runs from base 91 to 1077 and encodes 328 amino acids. NCBI's taxonomy places the organism in Eukaryota, Metazoa, Chordata, Crocodylia, Alligatoridae. Gene Ontology annotation, cellular component: cytoplasm. The transcript has 6 exons. The record is from RefSeq and is a predicted model, not a curated record.
CCGGAGGAGAGACGUUCUCUGCCCGUCUUCUCUUGUCCUCUUUCGCGCCCCGUAGCUGAGGGGGCGGGGCCAGGCCCUACGUGCGCUGCCAUGGCGGCUCGCGGCGCGGGGCCAGUGGUGCUGCUGGGGCUGCGGGACGUCGCCAUGCCGGCAUCGGGCACGGGCAGCGCGCAGGCCCCGGCCUGGGCCACUAACAAGCUGGGCGGCGCCCCGGACCUGCCCCCGGCGCUCGGCGCGGCCCCGGCCUCGGCCCCGCCCUGCGGCGGCUGCGGCGCGGCGUUGCUGCACGUGCUGCAGGAACAACAAGAGAGGCUGGCUGCGCGGGACUGGUGUGACGAAGCAGAUGACUGGGGAGCGUGCGAUGAAUUUGAACCCCCUGAACUGAACCACUCUGGCUUGCUGGGUGUAAAUGAAGCGAGCAAUUCCUGCUUGCCCAAAGAAGCAGAGUGCGCAUCCCAGUUACAGAGGCUUAGCCUGGCAGAAGCUGAUCCCUUCUGUAUUCAUCUUCCAGCUGGAGAAGAGAGAGUAAUGUCUAGCUCUGCUCCCACAUUCAAGCCCUACUACAUCGCUGUUGUGGAUGAGGAAGACUACACUGGUUACGUUGAUACAGAUCAUGCACACAAGCUUCUAAAGGAAUAUCAACAGAGAGAGGGUAUUAAUUUGGAAGAGUUGAUGUCAGAAAGUUUUGCAGGUGAAGGUGAUCGUGAGAAAUAUGAAAAGAGCAAACUCCGAAGUAGGGACCAGGUGUUCCACAAAUUUAUGAAAAGAAUUUCUGCCUGUCCUGAACAAAUUCUGAGAUACUCCUGGGGCGGUGAGCCUUUAUUUAUAACAUGCCCUCCAUCUGACAUCAGCAGAGGGGUUCCAGCCUGCAGUAACUGUGGAAGUAACAGAGUCUUUGAGUUCCAGCUUAUGCCAGCAUUGGUCAGCAUGCUCGAGAGCGAUGCAGAUCUGUCAAUCGAAUUUGGGACAGUCUUGGUUUACACAUGUGAAAGAAGCUGUUGGUCAGUAAAUCAGAAGAAUCCCCUAGAGGAAUUUAUUUUUAUACAAGAAGACCCAGAUCAGCAACUAUUUAAAUAAACUUACUUCUUCCUUGUAAAGCCA